AUGGCGCUUUUAGUUCCGUCACCGGAGAUUUUAUCUCUCGUCGGCGCCGGAAGUCCGGCAAGAAUCUAUCUCCGUAAAAGGAAAAUUGAAAUUAGGGUUAGUAAGAAGAGAAAAGCAGAGACAGUGAGGCCUAUGGUUAGACCGACAUGGUUGUCGUUGACGUCGUUGAACUCGAAGUUCGGGACGGUGUCUAACUCGAUGGCGAACACGUGGUUGGAGGCGUUGCCGACGAUUGUGGAGUUGAAGAGACCGAGGUACUCCCAGCCAGAGGGGAGGUCGCUUGAUGGAGAAAUAUACUGCAAAUAUACUGAAACGGAAAUCAUUGAAUUCGAAAGUUAA
Striga asiatica is the source of this 339-nucleotide messenger RNA. Lineage: Eukaryota; Viridiplantae; Streptophyta; Magnoliopsida; Lamiales; Orobanchaceae. The record is from the annotation of a GenBank genome assembly.